AUGGCUUGCACCGCUCCUGGGAACUCGCAGCGGCUUGGCGGCCUGCUGCUGAGGGCCCUGCCAGUGCUGCUGCAGCAGCAUGCAGCGGGUGCCGCUGCGUCACCGCACCAAGCCCUUUGCCUGCGGCUGCUCAGCAGCGAGGCCGCCAGCACAAGCGGCCACCAGCAGCAGCAGCACCAGCAGCACCGGCAGGCAGCCGGCGUGCCUUCGGGGGGCACGCAGGCGCAGCAGCAGCAGCCACAGCAGGACGCAACCGCGGGGGAGACGCUCGAGCAGAUCCGCGCGCGCGUGUUCGACACCACCAUCGGCGACGGGCGGCGAUCUGGGCGCAAGGCGCUGAUGCGGCCCCUCAAGGGCAAGGAGAUCUUGGACUGGUACUUCAUGCUGCGGGGGCAGGAGGCGCCCCUGUUUGAGAACGACAUCGAAACAGAGCGCCUGGACCGAGUUGCGCGAGACAAGGCCACCGGCCGCGCUCCUCCAAAGAAGGGGCAGAAGAAGAGGUCUGGCAAGAAGUGA
Monoraphidium neglectum is the source of this 516-nucleotide messenger RNA. RefSeq lists its product as hypothetical. Gene Ontology annotation, cellular component: mitochondrion. The record is from RefSeq and is a predicted model, not a curated record. NCBI's taxonomy places the organism in Eukaryota, Viridiplantae, Chlorophyta, Chlorophyceae, Sphaeropleales, Selenastraceae. The transcript is spliced from 2 exons. Bases 1 to 516 code for a protein of 171 amino acids.